Messenger RNA from Trichoderma citrinoviride, 2075 nucleotides. RefSeq lists its product as hypothetical. Lineage: Eukaryota; Fungi; Ascomycota; Sordariomycetes; Hypocreales; Hypocreaceae. Bases 61 to 2073 code for a protein of 670 amino acids. Gene Ontology annotation, biological process: DNA-templated transcription; positive regulation of transcription by RNA polymerase II. The record is from RefSeq and is a predicted model, not a curated record. Gene Ontology annotation, molecular function: sequence-specific DNA binding; zinc ion binding. The transcript has 4 exons. Gene Ontology annotation, cellular component: nucleus.
AUCGAGGCCAAUGCAAGCUGCACAUAUGAUGCCGCCUACACUCGCGGCAGACACGCCGCCAUGGCCUCGCGCAGGAACACCCGCGCCUCGCCGCCGCAUCAGCAGCCGCAGCCGCAGCCGCAGCCGCCGCCACAGCACCAUGAGCGGCAGCCCUCGUCGCAGUCGGAGCCGGUGACGCGAUGGCAUCCCGCCAACCGCCCGAGCUCCUCCGCGACGUCCGGCCGGCAUCCGCUGCCCUCCGGCGAGCCCCCGGGCUCGUCCUACUCUGCCCUCGGCGGGGACCCCACCCAGCCCGGCACCGAGCCGCUGUCACGGGCCUCCCCGGAGCCUGUGCAGACGGAUCUCGAGGGCCACUACGUCGGGCCCUCGUCCGGCGUCUCGUUCCUGCUGCGGAUUCAGAAGCGGCUAGACCAGUUCGUGUCCUUUCCGCAGGGGUCGUCCAUCUUCACCUUUGGCGACGCGCCGCUGCCCUACCUGGACUCUCUGCAGACGGAGGCGCCGUACUUUGACCCGACGCUGUACAUGAUGCUGUCGCGGAGUGACACCACGCGGCUCGUGCAGAGGUACUUUGACUUUGCCGUCCCCGUGGACAGGUUCCUCCACCAGCAGACGAUCGAGGCGUGGCUGGACGAGUUCUACGAGACCAAGGGCAAGAUGCACAAUCGUGAGGACGCGUCGACCCGGACGGCCGUCUUGUUCAUGGUGUUUGCUCUUGCGCAGGCGCACAUGAGCGCGAGGCCAACGUCUGACGAUGCCGAUGUGAGUGUUCGGUAUUUCCUUGCAGCACACCAAUUGCUGGCCAGAGAAAAGGGAGCCAUCCGCCUCGCGAGCAUCCAAGCCCGUCUGCUGCAAUGUCUCUGGCUGCUGUCCGAGUCGCGCAUCAAUCACUGCUGGAACCUCUUCGGCACCGCCGCCCGCCUUGCCUAUGCCAUUGGCCUACACCGAAAGCGCCAUGCGGAUCGCAUCGACCGUAUCGAGGUCGAGUGCCGGAGAAGGACCUUUUGGAGCGCCUAUGCAUUGGACAACUACCUGAGCAUGGCGCUGGGAAGGCCGCGGACCUUUCAUGAUGACGAUAUUGACCAAGAGCUGCCGUCUUGUGUAGACGACCACCAGAUUCAUGGUGACCACAUCAGCGGAGGCAGCACCCAUGGUCAGUCAGUGAUGCUAGGACCAGUUGCAUAUGCCAAGAUGUCUCGCAUACUGAGCAUGAUUCUCCGCAACGUCUACUCCAUCCACCCAACCUCGCGCAACGACAAGCACGCCUUUGCCACCAUCCACACAAAGGAGCUCGUCGAGUGGCGCGCCGACGUCGCCCACUUCCUCGACCCCGUGACCAACAUGCCCCUGAUCCCCAUCUUCCAGCGGCAGAAGAACGUGCUGAACCUGGCGUACUGGCAUACCAUGAUUCUCACCCACAGGCCGUUUCUGCUUCGCAACUUUGCGCAGCUGCAGAAUGGCAGCCGGCCGCGUCGCGACGAUCGCGAGUUUGAGUCGCGGAUAGAGCAGAGCGUUCGUGAAUGUCUGCAGGCGGCUACGAACAUUACCAAGACGGUUGAUGACAUGUACUCAGGAGGGCAGCUUUUUCGAGCAUACUGGUUUACCUCGUAUUUCGCCUUUUCCGCCGCAGUCAUUCUUUACGUCUACACCAUUCAGAAAAGCAACGAGCCUGAAGAAACGUACUCUGGCUACUUCGCAGCCGCCACCCGAUGUCAAGACCAGCUGUCCAAUCUUGCCGAAGACGGCUCCCUGGUGUGGCGAUACUGUCUGGUCCUGGAAGAGCUUCGCCUCGAAGCGCUGAGACAGACGAAGCAGGGUCAGAUCAACAUUGCGCGAUCGCCGGGGCAGAGACAGGCUGCUGCUGCAAUGGUCCAUGCGGCCAAUGGCGGUGACUCGUUCGGGACGACUGUUGAUGGGGCAAUGGGUGUUGGGGAGCUGGGGGCGGGUAUGACGGACAUGGGCGGCAUUGGCGAUAUAUACGUGACGCCGACGGAUUCGCUGGCUGAGAUGACGGGCUGGGCUCAGUUUGAUGCGAUGGCCAGCGUUUCCAUGGAUGGGUUUCAGCUGAACAUCUAAUG